This is a messenger RNA of Suricata suricatta (meerkat), 2216 nucleotides long. It is a transcript of the gene SLC6A13, whose product is annotated as solute carrier family 6 member 13. The record is from RefSeq and is a predicted model, not a curated record. Lineage: Eukaryota; Metazoa; Chordata; Mammalia; Carnivora; Herpestidae. Gene Ontology annotation, cellular component: plasma membrane. The coding region runs from base 93 to 1901 and encodes 602 amino acids. Gene Ontology annotation, biological process: sodium ion transmembrane transport; neurotransmitter transport. The transcript is spliced from 15 exons. Gene Ontology annotation, molecular function: gamma-aminobutyric acid:sodium:chloride symporter activity.
CACACUUUAAAUAGCCAGCACCUUCCCCUUCUCCCUUAGAUAAUUCUUCUCCCCCCUGACCGGACCUCUGGCAGCAACUGCACUAAGGUGGGAUGGAUAACAGGGUCUCGAGCACAGCCAGUAAUGGGGAGACCAAACUAGUGUACCCAGGCGUGGAAAAGGCAAAGGAAGAUGGCACCCUGGAACGGGGGCACUGGAACAACAAGAUGGAGUUUGUGCUGUCAGUGGCCGGGGAGAUCAUCGGCCUAGGAAACGUCUGGAGGUUUCCCUAUCUCUGCUACAAAAAUGGGGGAGGUGCCUUUUUCAUCCCCUACCUCAUCUUCCUCUUUACCUGUGGCAUUCCUGUCUUUCUCUUGGAGACAGCACUGGGCCAGUACACUAGCCAGGGAGGCAUCACAGCCUGGAGGAAGAUUUGCCCCAUCUUUGAGGGCAUUGGCUAUGCCUCCCAGAUGAUUGUCGUCCUCCUCAACAUCUACUACAUCAUUGUCCUGGCCUGGGCCCUCUUCUACCUCUUUAGCAGCUUCACCGCCGACCUUCCCUGGGGAAGCUGCCACCAUGAGUGGAACACAGAAUCCUGUGUAGAGUUCCAGAGGACCAAUGGCUCCCUGAAUGUGACCUCUGAGAACGCCACGUCUCCUGUCAUCGAGUUCUGGGAGAGGCGGGUCCUGAAGAUCUCUGAUGGCAUCCAGCACCUGGGGGCCCUGCGCUGGGAGCUGGCCUUGUGCCUCCUGCUUGCCUGGGUCAUCUGCUACUUCUGCAUCUGGAAGGGGGUCAAGUCCACGGGCAAGGUGGUGUACUUCACAGCCACAUUCCCUUACCUCAUGCUGGUGGUCCUGCUAAUUCGAGGGGUGACACUGCCUGGGGCAGCCCAAGGAAUUCAGUUUUACCUGUACCCAAACCUCACGCGUCUGUGGGAUCCCCAGGUGUGGAUGGACGCGGGCACCCAGAUUUUCUUCUCCUUCGCCAUCUGCUUAGGGUGCCUGACAGCCCUGGGCAGCUACAACAAGUACCACAACAACUGCUACAGGGACUGCAUCUCCCUCUGCUUCCUCAACAGCGGUACCAGCUUUGUGGCUGGGUUUGCCAUCUUCUCUGUCCUGGGCUUCAUGUCUCAGGAGCAGGGGGUGCCCAUCUCUGAGGUGGCCGAGUCUGGCCCUGGCCUGGCUUUCAUCGCCUACCCCCGGGCUGUGGCGAUGCUGCCCUUCUCUCCUCUCUGGGCUUGCUGCUUCUUCUUCAUGGUCGUCCUCCUGGGGCUGGACAGCCAGUUUGUGUGCGUAGAAAGCCUGGUGACGGCGCUGGUGGACAUGUACCCCCAUGUAUUCCGCAAGAAGAACCGGAGAGAGCUCCUCAUUCUCGGCGUGUCUGUCGUCUCCUUCUUUGUCGGGCUGGUCAUGCUUACAGAGGGUGGUAUGUAUGUAUUUCAGCUCUUUGACUACUAUGCAGCCAGUGGCAUGUGCCUCCUGUUCGUGGCCAUCUUUGAGUCCUUUUGUGUGGCCUGGGUCUAUGGAGCCGGGCGCUUCUAUGACAAUAUUGAAGAUAUGAUUGGGUACAGACCAUGGCCUCUUAUCAAAUACUGUUGGCUCUUCCUCACGCCAGCUGUAUGCACAGCCACCUUCCUCUUCUCCCUGAUCAAGUACACCCCGCUGACCUACAACAAGAAGUACACGUACCCGUGGUGGGGUGACGCUUUGGGCUGGCUCCUGGCUCUGUCCUCCAUGGUCUGCAUUCCUGCCUGGAGCUUCUACAAGCUCAGCACCCUCAAGGGCUCCUUCAGAGAGAGAAUUCGCCAGCUCAUAUGCCCAGCUGAGGACCUGCCUGGAUGGAACCAAGCAGAGCCCUCUGCCCCCGCCACACCCAGGACAUCACUGCUCAUACUCACAGAACUGGAGUCUCACUGCUAAGGCUGCAGGGCACAGGGUCGUGCCGUGGGCCUGGCUGUGGGGACAGCUGCAGAGGGGGAGGGCAGAAGCAGCCCCACUGUGCUUCUCUGCCCCCUCCUGGGGCAGAUGAGAUGGGAGGAUUUGGAAUCCACCUUGGGUUGGGCGCCUGCUACCUGAACUUCCCUGCUCCAGGGGUGGCUGUACAGGUGUGAGAUGCUCGUAUCAAGAGGACCCUUUUCGAGACAGGCCUUGGGAAGCUGGGUGGGGGCUGGUGGGUGGAGUGACAGCCUCUUACCCUUCAUUCCAUUAAAUCCAUGCUCUUCCUAGCCACUGCCA